Drosophila novamexicana is the source of this 326-nucleotide messenger RNA. RefSeq lists its product as uncharacterized. The record is from RefSeq and is a predicted model, not a curated record. Bases 60 to 308 code for a protein of 82 amino acids. The transcript has 2 exons. Lineage: Eukaryota; Metazoa; Arthropoda; Insecta; Diptera; Drosophilidae.
GUGCCCAGCCAUGGCUUAUAUACGCAAAUUGCUCAAGCCCUACUACCAAACCCAACAAGAUGUUCAAGUUUGUUGUCCUCGCCGUGCUCGCUCUGGUUGCCUGCGUCGCUGCCAAGCCCGGAAUUGUGGCCUACUCGUCGCCCUAUGUGGCAUCUCCGUACGUGGCAUCUCCGUAUGUGGCCUCCUCGUACGUAUCAUCGCCCUAUGUGGCAUCGCCAUAUGUUGCCUCACCUUAUGUGGCAUCACCGUACAUCGCCUCGCCCUAUGCUGCCGCCUACAGUGCAGCUCCUCUGCUGCUCCGGAAGUAGAUAAAUUCAGCCGGCAAA